Molecule: messenger RNA, 3672 nt
Organism: Capsicum annuum
Lineage: Eukaryota; Viridiplantae; Streptophyta; Magnoliopsida; Solanales; Solanaceae
Product: homeobox protein LUMINIDEPENDENS
Exons: 13
Coding region: 409-3345 (978 amino acids)
Biological process (GO): vegetative to reproductive phase transition of meristem
Cellular component (GO): nucleus
Molecular function (GO): DNA binding
Source: RefSeq, a predicted model, not a curated record
AAGGUGAAUGAGGGUGAGAAAAAAAUAAGUGCCCCAAAAGUUGGACAUCUAGCACCCAAAAUUGCCCAAGACGUUGGCAAGCCCUUAGGGGAGGAGCCCCUGGUUUUCUACUUGCACUUCAUUCAUACUCCCUUUCCAUCUCUCAAAUAUUCUCUCAGAAUUUCCCUUUGUACAACCCUUAUUCAUCCUUUCACAUACCUCUUCGCCCUUUCAUCAAACAGGUGGGGGACAUAAUACAAUUUCUUCCCCCUCCCCCCGAUAUAGCUGCUGUCCAAACCCUAGAACUACUCUUCUUCUUCUUCUUCUUCUUCAAUUGGCUGUUGGGUCUAAGACAUAAACUGAUUCGAUCUAUUGUGGGAUUAUACUGGGUAUGUUGUUUGUUAUUGCUUCCAAGUCAGUUGGAAAAUAAUGGAGAAAAAUCAAUUACAACUGGCCUUAAUCAGUCCUCCUACCACCUCCUUGUUCGACUCGCACAAGGAAAUCCUCUAUUGCCAAAUUGAUCAGCUCCAUAAUAUCGUCUUGCAACAAUGCGAGCUCACUGGCGUCAAUCCCCUCUCUCAAGAAAUGGCUGCUGGAGCUCUUUCAAUAAAAAUUGGCAAAAGGCCACGGGAUCUCCUAAACCCCAAGACAAUCAAGUAUAUGCAAUCUAUUUUUUCUGCAAAAGACGCAAUCAACAAGAAGGAAACCCGUGAAAUUAGUGCUCUUUUUGGUGUCACAGCCACACAGGUUCGGGACUUCUUUACAGCUCAGCGCACAAGAGUCAGAAGGUUCCUGAGGUUUUCUAGAGAGAAACCUAGCAUAUCCAAUGUAUCUAUUGAAGGGCCUUGCCCAAUUCCUUUGAGUUUUGACCCUAGUUCACAAACAGAGCCAGUUCCCUUAAACAGUGUGGAUCCAACCUGUACAGAGGAGGGGCCAUCUUGUUCUACACAAGAUGAGGUCCUAACUGGCAUAGAGGAGAGGGAUAGGCAUUUUGUUGAUAAUAUCCUUACUUUAAUGAGAAGGGAAGAAACCUUCUCUGGGCAGGUUAAAUUGAUGGACUGGAUCUUGGAAAUUCAAAACCCCUCUGUGCUAUAUUGGUUUUUAACUAAAGGGGGUGUAAUGAUCUUGGCUGCAUGGUUGGGUCAAGCAGCUGGAGAAGAGCAAACCAGCGUUCUUCAUAUCAUCCUGAAGGUACUAUGCCAUCUUCCUUUACACAAAGCAUUUCCUGUACAGAUGUCUACUAUACUGCAGAGUGUUAACAGCCUGCGAUUUUACCGCACUCCAGAUAUCUCAAACAGGGCAAGGAUUUUGCUUGCAAGAUGGAGCAAAAUGUUUGCAAAGAGCCAGGCUAUGAAGAAGCGCAACGGGAUUAAAUCAGCUACUGAUGUGCAGGAUGAGUUGUUAUUGCAACAGAGCAUUAGCGAAGUUGUGGGCGACGAAAUAUGGAACUCAAAAAUUGAGGACGUUGAAGAAGCUCAUGCAAACCUCUGUGGGACUUCGGAGAAUUCCAGGAAGUUGGAUUCUCCACUGCCAGUUAAAUUGCUUACGGCACCUCCAGAUGAUUCUAACAAGAGGCUGAAAGGAGCUUUGGUGUCUAAAACUCGAGAACGCAGAAAAGUUCAGCUAAUGGAACAACCAAGUCAAAGAACAGCGGGAAGGAGCAUAGGAAGACCAGCACCUGCAACUCAAGGUCGCCCACUUUCAGCAGAUGAUAUCCAAAAAGCAAAAAUGCGUGCUCAGUUUAUGCAGAGUAAAUAUGGGAAAGCUAAUAAUGAUGACAGUUCUCGGGUGAAGCCUCAGGCUCCAAAUGGAAUUACCUCUUCACCAGAUGAUAUCUUGCAUGGAGCUCCAAAAUUGCAAGAUCGGCCUAAAGUUGAUGAAUGUGAAAAGCCCAAUAGUGUUUCCUCUAAAGGGUCCAAUCAGCUGGAAAAUCAUCUAAAAUUGAGUUUUGAAGUAGAAGAACCUCUACCUAAAAGGUGCAAGAGAAUGCAAAUCCCUUGGCGGAAACCACCAGAGGUGCAGCUCAGCGAUACAUGGAAGGUUUGUGUUGGGAGUGAGAGUAAAGAAGUCGAUAUUCAGAAUAACAGAAUUCGUCGAGAGAGGGAAACCAUUUACAGGACAGUGCAGGAAAUUCCAUUGAACCCCAAGGAACCUUGGGACUGUGAAAUGGACCCGGAUGACACAUUAACCCCUGAAAUCCCUAUUGAGCAACUACCAGAUGCUGAUGGUGCUGAAACAGCUGGUAUGCAGUUGGAGGACAGUGGAACUGUAGCUGCAUUAGCCAGUAUGUCAAAUGGCAUUGCAACUACAGCAGUACCAGAUGUAGAGUUGCUUACUAUACUGCUAAAAAAUCCGGAGUUGGUUUAUGCUUUGACGUCUGGCCAAGGUGGAAAUUUAUCUAGUGAGCAAACUGUAAGGCUGCUUGAUUUGAUCAAAGCAAAUGGGAUGAAUGCACUGAUCGAUCAAACAAAUCUAGGCAGAGAUGCUGAGAAGAAAGUUGAAGUUUCUCUUCCAUCCCCCACUCCUUCCAGUGAUCCUGGAACGAGUGGAGCUACACUGCAGAACUUUGCUAAAAACCCUUUCUCGCAGAGAAGUUCAAUGGUGGUUCCACAAGCAAAUGGUGUACCCCAACAUACUGCGUUGGUCCAUUCACAUGAAAUGCUUCAAGCUAGCAGUGUGGUGCAUCAGCAAAUGCCCCUUGUGCCGCAAUUGGCCCAACAGUUGGCACUGCUUCAAGCAGCUGCAGGGUCUUAUGGAAAUGAUCAUCGACCAUCUCCAUUAAAUCCUAGUAUAAACCAUGCAAAUCCUGCACCAGCAGUAAAUAUUAGUAGUUACUCUCCCUUUGGGUUGACGGAAUACAAUUUACAGACUGCCACUGCAGCAGCAGCAGCCACAAGAAUCCCGGUUGAAACAUAUGGCAAUAUUAGAACUUCGCAAAUGCCCAUAGCUAAUGUACAACAAAGAGCUAUGAGCCUACAUACACCACCAAUGCAGCAAUUACAAACACAGUCGCAGCCACAGAUGUGGGGGGCUAUGCCGGGAACUGCUUUAAAUCGGGGUUAUCAAGAAAAUUCCAUUCCUAACCAUUAUAAUCCACAUGUGGCCGCGCAUGUAGAACCUGGAUUACAACAGGCUGCAUGGAGAGGAAACAACUAUGUGGAGGAAGCUGGAUUUGAAUCAUGGAGUCCUGAUAAUAGUCCUGUUAGGCGUCAAGAUCAGGUAGCAAGAUGGAAUUACCAAGAACCUGGGAUGAAUAUGAGAGACAACAACUACAGACCUGAUUGGUCUACAUCGCGUAAUCCUGGUCAUUUUUCUGGUUGCCGUGGUCCUCCUGACAAUUGUGGAUAUAAGAGGUGGAGAAGAUAACCUUCGAACGGGUGGCCAUUUGAUUCUUUUGACAACAGAUUCGUUAGUGUUUACAGUAGAGUAGAAUGUUCUCAGCGAGCGUUUGCAUUUUGCAACGUGAGAUAGUAGUAAAUUUGUAAUGUCAACAUGUUACAUUGCUUUAUUCUGUUUCCCAAUUGACACCCGUCAAAAUAGAAAAUAGGAGCUAAGAAUCUAUGUCAAAAAGAAAAAAAGAAGAAGAUAUUUAUCCUAUCUUGGACUUAACUUCGUCGAUUGAGUCCUUACUUGAAAUGCUGUUGUAUCGAGCCUUAGAAAAUUGAAAAAUAUGUACUCCCUCCGUUUCAUGUA